Molecule: messenger RNA, 3825 nt
Organism: Larimichthys crocea (large yellow croaker)
Lineage: Eukaryota; Metazoa; Chordata; Actinopteri; Sciaenidae
Gene: nf2a
Product: NF2, moesin-ezrin-radixin like (MERLIN) tumor suppressor a
Exons: 16
Coding region: 573-2348 (591 amino acids)
Cellular component (GO): cytoskeleton
Molecular function (GO): actin binding
Source: RefSeq, a predicted model, not a curated record
CGCAGCACAAGUUUUGGAUGAGAUAGCUAACACGGUUAGCCGCAGUGGGCUAGCACCUCUUUCUCCCAGCUCAGCAAAGUAUUUUGAACUCUCCAGUGCGGACAUAUGAAACUUAUAUUUUUCUCCGACGCGAGGAUGGAUGUAAAACAGUAACGGAUUUCACGGUAGAGAGACGGACGAUGGAUGUGUAAUGUCAUUUAACAGCCAGCUAACUUAGUUUGUAUUUAACGCAGCUAACGUUAGCAGCAGGACUACAGGAUACUUUAAAAACUACAUUUAUCAGCUUUUGCUAAAUUGUUUUAUACAGCGUGACUGACGUAGUAUACGUAACGUGUAUGACGCGUGUAUUAACUGAGGAAAAAUGUCAGUGAAAGCCUUUUUAAAACUUUGAUAGAAGUUGAAGCAUCCAUCCUCACGGACGUGUGGACAGUCACAUGCACAGCUGUGCUAUGCCAACACACUCAUCUGCUGUAUACACCACAGAGUAUAACAGUAUUAUGACUUGACAGUGCGGUCGUCUUGUAUGAACUUUGAAUACAUUGAGUGGUUUUUAGUUUAUUUUGCUAUUCGCAAUGGCAAGUGCCCUAGCAGCGAGGAUGGGCUUUAACUCCCUGAUGAGAAAACAAGCCAGGAGCUUCAACGUGAGGAUCUGCACGAUGGAGUCAGACAUGGAGUUCAGCUGUGAGGUCAAGUGGAAAGGAAAAGACCUUUUUGACUUGGUGUGCCGAACUCUUGGACUGAGGGAGACGUGGUUUUUCGGGCUGCAGUACGACAUCAAGGACACAGUCGCUUGGCUGAAGAUGGAAAAGAAGGUUCUGGAUCAGGAGGUGCCAAAGGAGGAACCAAUCACCCUUCACUUCCUGGCCAAGUUUUACCCUGAGAAUGCAGAGGAGGAGCUAGUGCAAGAUAUCACACAGCAUCUCUUCUUCUUACAGGUGAAGAAGAAGAUCCUCGAGGAGGAGAUUCACUGUCCACCCGAGGCCUCUGUGCUACUCGCUUCCUACGCCGUCCACGCUAAGUACGGAGACUACGACCCCAACGUCCACAAACCUGGCUUCCUGGCUGAGGAGGAGCUGCUGCCAAAGAGGGUGAUUAACUUGUAUCAGAUGACUGCGGAAAUGUGGGAGGAGAGGAUCACAGCGUGUUAUGCAGAGCACAGGGGCAGGACGAGGGAUGAAGCUGAGAUGGAGUAUUUAAAAAUAGCUCAGGACCUGGACAUGUAUGGCGUCAAUUACUUUUUAAUCAGGAAUAAAAAGGGAACAGAUCUUCUUCUGGGAGUGGACGCCCUUGGUCUGCACAUCUACGAGCCGGACAACAAGCUGACACCCAAAUGCUCCUUCCCUUGGAAUGAGAUCCGCAACAUCUCCUACAGCGACAAGGAGUUUACCAUCAAACCUCUGGACAAGAAAACAAAUGUUUUCAAGUUCAACUCUUCUCGCCUCAGAGUCAACAAGUUGAUCCUCCAGCUGUGUAUAGGGAACCAUGACCUGUUUAUGCGGCGGCGGCGUGUAGACUCUCUUGAAGUACAACAGAUGAAAGCUCAGGCCAGAGAGGAGAGGGCCAGAAAACAGGUAGAAAGGCAGCAUCUGCAGAGGGAGAAGCAGCUGCGGGAGGAGGCAGAGAGAGCCAGGGAUGAGCUGGAGAGGAGGCUGAUUCAGCUGCAGGAUGAGGCUCACAUGGCCAAUGAGGCACUGCUGCGAUCGGAGCAGACGGCGGACCUGCUGGCUGAAAAGGCCCAGAUCGCCGAGGAGGAGGCCAAGCUGCUGGCCCAGAAAGCUGCCGAGGCUGAGACAGAGAUGCAGCGCAUCAAAGUGACUGCCAUCCGCAGCCAGGAGGAGCGGCGGCUCAUGGAGCAGAAGAUGCUGGAGGCAGAGAUGCUGGCCCUCAAGAUGGCCGAAGAAUCGGAAAGGAGGGCCAAGGAGGCUGAGCAGCUGAAACAGGACCUGCAGGAAGCUAAGGAGUCUGAGCGCAGGGCAAAGCACAAGCUGCUGGAGAUAACCAGCAGGGCUGUCUAUGCGUCCCCUGGCCUGCCUCCUGACAGCAUGCCUCCUGACCUGAGCUUCAGCAGGGAAAACCUAAGCUUUGACUUUAAAGAUACAGACAUGAAACGCCUCUCCAUGGAGAUCGAAAAGGAAAAGGUCGAGUACAUGGAGAAGAGCAAGCACCUGCAGGAGCAGCUCAAUGAGCUGAAGACGGAGAUUGAAAGUCUGAAGCUGAAAGAGAGGGAGACUCCUCUGGACAUCAUACACAACCAGAACACCGAGCAGGGGACCAGCAAGCACAGCAACUUUAAAAAGCUAACGCUACAGAGCACCAAGUCCAGAGUGGCCUUCUUUGAAGAACUCUAAACUACAUACCUGUAAAGGUAAGGAUGCACAGUUGCCAAGGACCUCAUGAUUCUACAUUCCUGGCCAGUUUAUAUGAUUGGCCGCACUACAAAGCCUUAUGCUCCACCUCUUGGGAAACUUCCACGAAACACUACGAACAGAAAAAUUGCCACUGCCUUGAUCUGCACCAACUCCAGGGGCCUUGUGUACACACAAACAAGGAUGCAUGCAUAAUGUUCCUGCACUAAAUCUAAGAUUUAUAAAACAAAAAAAAAGUGUGUGUGUUUACAGUAAGAGUGUGUGAAAUACGGCACAUUCUCCUUGAAUAUUUGAAGUGAACUUGGGUGUGGGUUUUAUUAAUGUCAAAGAACAAAGGUGUAUUUUUGCGAUGCAAAAAGAAAAAAACAAGAAUGGAUUGCUGUGGUUCCUCUGGCUCGAAUGAGUCAGUAUUUGUGGACCUAUUAUAUCAUGUCCAAAUGGGGUGACCUACAUAAUUUGAUUGCCUGACUGUUUUGAAAUUCAAAUAGAAACCACUAAGGGAUAAAGUUAAACAAGACAAUGACUUGAUUCCAUUAUCUCAUAUGGCUGAUAUGCUGGCUUUUCCUAACCCAAAUAUUCGAUAUGUAGUAGUUUUAGGCAUGAAGUACUGUAUUUGAUUUAUAAUGCCGACAAAUUCCUCCAUAUCAUAUAUUCUUUCUGUACAUAAUGACUUCAUGCUGCCUUAGUUUUCUUGUUUCAGUGGAAUGGUUAAAUGAAAAGCCAUCAUACAUGUAAACAGUUGUUUAUUACUAAUAGUGGGAGUUGAUGGGCUGUGGUGGAUAUCUGUGAUUUAUAAUAAUUCAUUUGUAUCGUUUUUUUUUUUUUUAAGUCUCAGAAUUUGUUCCCAUGUUUGUAUUUUUAUGAAACUUGUAUAGUGAAUGUAGACAAAGUGUUACAUGAGGCCGCAGGACCUGCGUUUACAUCUCGUGCACGCAGAGAAGUCACGUUACAUACUCUAUCUCUGGCUGCCUCGAGCAGCUGAACACUUGAUUAGGUUGCCCUCACAUAAGGCACCGAGUGCUCAGUGCACUAUGAUCUGCUCUCAAGAGUGAAGAGACCAUCAUAGGUACAAGGUGCUCCUAAGAAAUCAAACUGGAUGAAGGAACUGUGAUUCUCAGAUGUGAGCUUGUGUCACAUCUAUCAUGUGUCUGUCUUUUUUUUUUUUUUCUUUUUCUUUUGUGUGAAGACAACCACUUUUUUCGAAACAUGAAUUUGCAUCUAUUUUGAAUUAAUGCAUCUUUUUGAAUUAAUGUGUUCUUCCCUCUGAAAGCAAUUUAUUUUGGGGAAUUAUAAUGUGAUGAAAAUAUAGUAGUUUUUCUUCCUGUCUGCGGAUAGUAAGCAGUAUUUAAAUGAAACUUUGGGUGAAGUUACAGUACCUUUAUUACUACACAUAGAAUUUCAUAGAAACAUUGAACAUAUAGAGUAUGUAUGUUUUUCAUGUAAAAUAAAUGAAAAUCAG